Messenger RNA from Penicillium canescens, 2067 nucleotides. RefSeq lists its product as uncharacterized. The coding region runs from base 1 to 2067 and encodes 688 amino acids. NCBI's taxonomy places the organism in Eukaryota, Fungi, Ascomycota, Eurotiomycetes, Eurotiales, Aspergillaceae. The transcript is spliced from 6 exons. The record is from RefSeq and is a predicted model, not a curated record.
AUGGCACGCGUUGUGAUUGUCGGUGCAGGUCUCUACGGUCUUAUUGCCGCAAAAACAUACCUACAGGUCGUGGGAGCCUAUGACAGAAACGCAGAAGAUGCCGCCGAACGUCUUCUCGUCAUUGACUCCGCCUCGGAUAUUGGAGGUACAUGGGCAGAGGAGCGCCUGUAUCCAAAUCUACUAAGCCAGAAUACAUACGGGCUUUAUGAGUUCAGUGAUCUUGCUCUUUCAGAAGUUGUCCCAGAGGAGAAUGAUGACGAUGGCACGAAAAAUCAGUUCAUUGCAGGGUGGAAGAUCAACCGAUAUCUUCGUGCGUGGGUAGAGAAAUGGAAGCUUCGAAAGCAUAUCAGGUUGAACUGGACGGUUGACGACAUCAGUCGCUUGGGGAACAAGCAGUGGAAGCUCAAAAUCACCAAAGUCACAUCCAGCUCGACACAAAGUAUCACGAUUAUAUGUGAUAAAUUGAUUCUUGCUACAGGAUUAACAUCGGUGCCAAAUUUGCCGGACACUCAAGCCUCUUCAAAGACAGACAGUCCUGCUCCAGUGAUCCACGCCAAGGGUGUUGGAAGCUGGGCUCGUGAACACCUGGGAUAUCAACCACUGGAAAUACCCCAGCGCUCAACCUCCAAUCCUCCAAGUAAUGAGCCUGCCUACCCAGAACUUGGAUCGGUUGCAAUCUACGGAGGCGCAAAAUCAUCCUUUGAUCUGGUGCAUUUCUUCGCUACUCUGCACCGCAACGACCCGAAGCUGCGUCUAGCAUCCAAACAACAAAAUCCAAUUCAGGUGCAUUGGAUCAUUCGUGAUAGAGGGGCAGGUCCUUCAUGGAUGGUGCCUCCGACGUCAACACUACCAAACGGCGACACUGUUGCGAGUGAUAAGGCCGCAAGUACUAGAUUGCUCAGCUAUCUAACCCCAUGCUGCUACAAGAUCCCGAAGCGGUUUUCUUUCAAAGAGUUCCGGUGCGAGGGGGCAUGGCUGGCGCGACUUUUCCAUGGCAACCCACUGGGUCGAUGGUGGAUUCGGAUGUUGUGGCGCUCCAUUGAUAAAAGCCUGGAGGAGACAGCGCAAUAUAGAUCAGAUCUGAAGAUGGCGAAGAUUCGUCCAGAAAAUAGUGUUGUUUCCUGUGCUUCUGGCAUUGGCAUCGCAAAUCAAGGAGAUCUCUGGGAGGCAAUUAGAUUGCCUCAUGUGCAAAUUUACCGAGCAGGGGUCAAAAACAUUAACGUCCCAAACUCACAAGGAACCACAGACUCUGCCGGCAAGGCUGUGGUUCAAUUGUCGGACGGAACUUGCAUUGGCGGCGUUGGUCUGGUCAUCCAUGCUACUGGCUAUAAGCCAAUUGUCCCAAUUCAAUUUAAUCCACCAAGCCUUCGAUUGAAUCUUGGGUUAUCCGCCCUAAUGGAUUCGGAGCCCCAGGAGUAUCACGAAGAUCAGGUCUUAACGGUAUCUCCCGAAACGGUUCAUGGGUCUUUGGACCCAAGCAUAAAGGACCGCAUUGAUCAUUGGGAGAACCUAGACCGUCACUCCGAAUUGAAAGUCAGGAACACUUUAAAUACGACAAGAUGUGUCCUUGCAGAUCGCAAUCCUCCGUCAUGGGCUGCAACUCACAAACUACUACCAUACCGUCUAUUCCGCCGUAUGGUGGCCCCAGAACUAGUUGCACAAGGGGACCGCUCUUUCGCGACGCUCGGUGUGCUCUUGUCGUCGACAAUUGCUGUUGUUGCCGAGGUCCAGGCCCUGUGGGUAGCGGCAUUCCUCACGGGGGCAUUGGACUCAUCUGGCGACGUGAGGUCAACAAAAAGCGAGGCGCUUUCAUUUGCAGACCUCUCGGAAGAGUCGAUUGAGGGUUCCAUUUCCGAGGAUGUUGUACUCGGUUCGUUGACUGGGACUGGGCUUGAAGUUGAUGCUAUUCUGUACAACGACCUGCUUAUGCGCGACCUGGGCUUGAACCCAUACCGACUCGGAGGAGGGUUUUACACUGAACUCACUGGGGUGUAUAAGCCAUCGGCAUAUGCUGGAAUUGUGGACGAGUGGAAGAAAAGCCGAGGUCUGGCCGGUGGCCAUGUGUAG